Molecule: messenger RNA, 802 nt
Organism: Pistacia vera
Lineage: Eukaryota; Viridiplantae; Streptophyta; Magnoliopsida; Sapindales; Anacardiaceae
Exons: 2
Source: RefSeq, a predicted model, not a curated record
CCAGGGAAGAGAAUUAAACCUUUCAAGUUUAUUGCCGUUGUUUUCUUGAAAUAAUUUGAGAGAAUUUUAGUAUGGUGAAUAAACAAGACGAUUCAUCAACAUCACUGCCUGCUUCAUCUUCUCGCCGCGCAAAUUCUCCCAAAAAUGUCCGCCACCUCAAGACCAACGUCGGUUGCAUAUCCGGCAUUUUCCGCUUUGUUUAUGGUUACAACAACCGCCGCCAUGGCAAAUUCAUCACUUCUGGGAAAAAGCAGGAGAAGAACUCGGCUUCUUCGUCGUUAGAAGAAGAGAGGAAAACCGCAAAUGGACCUCCAAGAUCCUCGCACAGUGUACCGAGGAGUCCGACUUUGCCGGCGGAGAUCCGACGGUCGAUCACCGUAAAGUCACCGGAGAACUUGCAAACUACUCCGCCGUCCGCGGUUCUGACGGCUGAAUCAGCUGCGGAUAAGAGGAGGAAAUUACUUGAAGCGUUGGAGAAAUGUGACGAGGAUUUAAAAGCUCUGAAGAAGAUCAUUGACGUUGUGAAGAGCAGUGUCAGUACCAUUGCUGACGAAGAAAAUAAUAACAAAAAUAAUGAUGAGAAUUUUGGUGGAAGAGAUAACAAGUGUUUGGAGCUUAACGGAGAGUUGCAACCGAGUCCGGUGUCCGUGCUUGAAGAUUUCAUGACAACGGCGAGUCUGAUGAGCGGCUACUCUCGACGUUACACAAACGGUAAAUCAUCAUCACUGUUGAUAAUUUGUUUUUGUUUGAUUAAUAUUAAUUAUAUUUGUCUUUUCUUUUGUUCAUAUUGCAUGCAUGAAAU